CCAGCCAACGAGGAGGUGGAAUUCGAGCGCAUUGCCACUGCAGCUCGUCCCGGCACCAGCAUCAAGACCGCCUUUCAGCCACGACCCAGCACCAGUCAACGGCGUGGCACGGCUUUGAGCCACUCGAGCGGCAGCACACGUCCCGGCUCGGCAUUGACACGCCCGGGCACGGCCAUCAGUCGACCGGGCUCCUCGCUAGGCGCACGUCCCGCCUCGAGAUGUGGCACCGCGUCCCGGGUGCGGGCCACCUCGGCGGCCGCCUUCAAUGUGGGCGAUGCGACGGCCGCGUUGUACCAGGCCUCGCGGCUGAAUCCCACCAUCUAUGCGGAGAGGGAGGCGAUUGUGAAGGCGCUGUUCCAGUUCCUCUACUACCACGAGGCGGACGUGCAGAAGGCGCAUUCGCUCUGCCAGGCCGUGCUCGAUGUGCAGCGCCAGCGACCAGGCCAGGCGGCACUAGCUCCGCCUGCGGAUGCCGCCCGCACAGACUGGUGGUGGCAGCAGCAGAUGGGCCGCUGUCUGCUGGCUCUGCACUAUCCACGCCGCGCCGAGAGCCAUCUGCAGCAGUCGCUGGCAGCCUUUCCGCAUCCGGAUACUUAUCUCCUACUCUCGCGGCUUUAUCAGCGUCUGCGACAGCCGGAGCGCUCGCUGGUGCUCAUCGGCCAGGCUGCGGAGCGACAGCCAUUCGAUGUAACCUUCAGGCUGGAGCAGGCACGCAUUCACGCAGCCAUGUCCCAGCAGGAGGAUGCACUGCAGCUGUACCGCCUGGCCGCCCGCCUGCAGCCCAUCAAUGUGGAGGCGUUGGCCAGCAUUGCUGUCAGCUACUUCUACGACAACAAUCCGGAGAUGUCACUGAUGUACUACAGACGCAUCCUUUCCCUGGGCGUCCACACCGCGGAGCUCUACUCCAACAUAGCCCUCUGCUGUCUCUAUGGCGGUCAGAUUGAUCUGGUGUUGCCGUGCUUUCAGCGCGCCUUGCGGAUGGCCACGCAGCCGGAGCAGAAGGCAGACAUUUGGUACAAUCUCAGCUUUGUGGCAUUGACAUCGGGUGACUUUAACCUGGCCAAACGCUGCCUACAGCUCUGCCUCACCGCCGACGCACGUGACGGAGCCGCGUUGAACAAUUUGGCUGUGCUGUCUGCCCAUGGUGGGGAUGUAAUGGGUGCCAAGUCUUAUCUGAAUGCGGCCAAGGACGUGCUGCCCGAGGCGAGCGAAGUGAACGCCAAUCUGCAGUACAUGGAACUCAACUACAAGCUUUAGAUCUGAGUUUAUUGUACACACGAAUAAAGCUACUGAG
Drosophila arizonae is the source of this 1294-nucleotide messenger RNA. RefSeq names its product tetratricopeptide repeat protein 8 (gene BBS8). Lineage: Eukaryota; Metazoa; Arthropoda; Insecta; Diptera; Drosophilidae. Gene Ontology annotation, molecular function: protein binding. Gene Ontology annotation, biological process: non-motile cilium assembly. The record is from RefSeq and is a predicted model, not a curated record. Gene Ontology annotation, cellular component: non-motile cilium; BBSome; ciliary basal body.